AUGUCCGAGAAUAUUGUUAUAGAUUUGAGUGACCCCGUCCUUAAUUUUCAUACGUCAACCAAGGCUCCUCAGGUCAUAGAACUCGAUGAUUCAAGUGAUGAACCGCCCUCUGAUGGGUAUGAUGAUCUCGAUAAAAUUUUCAACUUUGACAGUGUAAAAAACGUGAAGCAAGUUAGCACACAUAGCCAUCAGGAUUCUUCCAUCUUAAGCAGAAAGGGCAUUGGCUCUGAGUUUCCAUCAUCCCCAGUAGCAUCUUCUGAACCAUUGAAAAUUACGGUUCAUAAAAAAUCCAACGUUUGCCUUAGUUCGCAAGAUGACCAUACCAGAAUUAAUCGUCAGAUGAAUGCGAUUGAUAAUAUAGACAAUCUGGAUUUAAAGAGUGACAAUGAUAAUGAUGAUGAUGAUGAUCUUUUAAUAGUCGGUGAAAAUGAGAUUAAAAAGGAUAAUCCGAUUUCGGAUACAGAAAGUUCUGACAUUUCUGAAAUCAGCCUGUCUGUUGCCACCUCAUCACUAAAUAUAAGUCAUAACCAACAAUAUGGCUCGAAAAAGCGAGAUUCUUUGAAUAUGAAUAGUUGUGAUAUUAGUUCGAUCUCAAAUAUUACAAGUAGUGAUGAUAUUGUCAUUGAAGGUCUUAUAGAUCGACCUACAAAAGGUGAAAUCAAAUCAAACUCACCUUUACGAUUUAAUCACUCUUCUACGGCCGAGCUGAACCGUGAUUACGACUCUACAAAAAUUAGUUCACAAUCAGUCGUUGAAAAUGGAAAGCAAUCAUAUAAUGAUGCUGAACUUCAGAACAUGCUAAACAUCGCUCGACAAAACAAUCCUAAAUUGUUGAAACAGGUAAAUAAAAUCAAAAAGACAAAAGAGGAUCUUACUGCUGAAAUGAUAGCGUCGUUUGACGCAAGCUUAUUGUCCUCGUUAAAAUGUGUGAAUCCGAAUUUUUCGAAGUUUCUCGAACCCGUUGGUAUUACGACGCAUUUAGAUCCCGAUACUUAUCCAACCAUUAAGUUUCAGCGGAAGGUCAGUGCUGUCUACUUUUCUUCUGCCGGAGUUUUUGUUCCAGUGAAACCUCAUAUAGAGUAUGAAGGAACAUUGGCGCUAUUUUAUGAUGCAAAAGAGCUACCAAGCUUGCUCGAGCACAAUUCUUUGGACAAAACGCUAAGUUAUGUGUCAAAGAAGUAUAGGACGUCCAAAAUUGUUAUUUUCUUAAAUGGUUACUCGUCCUACGUUCAAUCCAUAACUUCUAAAUUGAAUCGUCAAUAUGUGGACAAGGUGCGCAGAGAAAUUUUAUUGCAGUCUCAAUCAGAGCAGAACAUGGAUGAUAAUGCAAAUAUGAAGCCUUCUCAGCCCGAAAAAAAGAAAAGGAAAAAAAGUCGCCAGGCUAAGGCUGCUGAGCAGAUUAACACACUUCAAUUUACAGCAGAGCAAAUUAAAGCCCAACUUCUUCAUUAUGAGUUUAAUUACAAUGUACAUAUGUUUCCUAUCAAAGGGCUUAAAGAUUUGGUUACUUGGAUUAAAAGCUUUGGAUACACACUUUCUAGUCGUCAUAUUGACAACAGUGAACGAAACAUCGAAUUUGCAAAUAUUGGAACUGUGAAGUCGGGCAAGGAUGCUGCAUCAUCGUUCCUUGAAAUGAUUCAGCAGUUUAAAUUUAUCACUCCUGCUACAGCCAAGCGCUUCAUAAAAGAAUCCAAAAUUGAUACAAUCAAAAAGUUGUACAGGGCUGUAAAUAUCGACGAACCUAUUAUUGGAAACUCUGGACGACCCUUGCUUCGAAAAAAUGCGUAUGACCCCAUUAGAAAGGUUUUACGUUCUGACAAUGAGCACGACAUAGUAUAG
Brettanomyces bruxellensis is the source of this 1839-nucleotide messenger RNA. RefSeq lists its product as uncharacterized. The transcript has 2 exons. The coding region runs from base 1 to 1839 and encodes 612 amino acids. Gene Ontology annotation, biological process: double-strand break repair; resolution of meiotic recombination intermediates; replication fork processing. Gene Ontology annotation, cellular component: nucleus; Holliday junction resolvase complex. The record is from RefSeq and is a predicted model, not a curated record. Lineage: Eukaryota; Fungi; Ascomycota; Pichiomycetes; Pichiales; Pichiaceae.